CUCCUCUCCACUGAGCUGAACUUCACAUUCAGGCAGCAUUUUACACAAUAAUCCAACCAUAUCAAGAAGGUGAAACAUCCUAAACUGUAACCAGGCUUAACAUAAAGAGCUACACCGGUAAAUUAGUAAGGUUCAGCUGAACUGUCAACAUUCUUCAACUAAAUAAGCAAAAAGCUGAGGAACAGCAUGGAACUUCCUCUAAUGUCAAGUGUGAAUAUUAUGCUGUUGGGCUCGACUGGAUCAGGAAAGAGUGCGACAGGAAACACCAUCAUAGGUGGAGAUAGAAAACUAUUUGAAGAAGAUUUUUCUCCUGAGUCUGUAACCAGAUUCUGUGAUUCAGAAGAUACAGAGGUGGAUGGACAAACAAUCACAGUGAUCGACACUGCAGGACUCUCUGAUACAUCGAAGAAAAUUACAGAUGUUCAAAUUGAAAUAGAGAAGAUAUUACAGAGUACAAAUAAUGGUAUUGAUGUGUUUCUGCUGGUGAUCAAACUGGGUCAGACAUUCACAGAGAAGGACAGUAAAAUAGUGCAGUGGAUCAAGGAUAAUUUUGGAGCAAAGGCCUUAAAUCACACAAUAUUGCUCUUUACUCAUGGAGACCAGUUACAUAUAUCAGUGGAGAGAUACCUGAAUAAAUCUGAAAAACUGCAGUCGGUUGUUGAUCAGCAUUCAGGACGCUAUCAUGUUUUUAACAACAAAGAUAAAGAUCGAUCUCAGGUCACUGAGCUUCUGAAAGACGUCAACAAACUGAGGAAAACUCCUGGAUACAAGAGAUACACUGAGCAGGACUAUAAGGAGACUCAGGAUAAAAUUGUACACAAGAAAUGUCUCACUGGAACAGUAAAAGGUGGAGGAGUAGGAGGUGUAUUGGGAGGAGCAGGAUGUGCAGUAGCUGCUAAAGCAGGAGCAGUUGCAUUAACUGUAGGAAAAGCAGCAGUAAUAGGAGCAGCAGGAGGUGCAGUUCUGGCAGCAGCAGCAGCUGGUGCUGGAGUGUAUUUUUUUGCAAGAAAAUGUAUUCAGAGGUAAAAAAAAAAAAAAAAGGGAUUAAAAGACCCUCAGCAUAACUAAAAUAACUCUUGUAUAUAAUAUUAAUAGAACAAAAACAUUUGAAAACACAUUUACUGUCACAACGACUCAUUACAACCAAUGCUUCAAAAUGGAUAUACACAUAUAUACAAUCAAAAUGGAGUUUUUUUAUUAUAUAUAUAUAU
Molecule: messenger RNA, 1211 nt
Organism: Megalobrama amblycephala (Wuchang bream)
Lineage: Eukaryota; Metazoa; Chordata; Actinopteri; Cypriniformes; Xenocyprididae
Product: GTPase IMAP family member 9-like
Exons: 5
Coding region: 187-1026 (279 amino acids)
Molecular function (GO): GTP binding
Source: RefSeq, a predicted model, not a curated record